AUGGCCCACAAUGAUAUUUACUGUGGCUUGUGCGGCGCCGCUCUCUCUAUACCUUUGUUUAGUGCAACUGAUGCCCCAGAUGAGAGUGGGCCAGGUAAUGGCCGACCCAGGAUCGAGGAUAUGGCAUGGUUGGAAGACGUCCGCAUGCUUCAUCAAACCAACCAUGAAACCACGAAUUUCGAAAGUGCGAAUCUAUCGUCCAUUGUCACCCGUCGGGAUGACGACGGGUGGUGGGAUCGGACGGGAUAUGUUCCAGCUCUUGAUGAUUUUGAAAAUACAACCCCAGAUGCCUUCAAGGUUUUUGACCCAUAUAUGGAGGGGAGAUAUCAUAUCAUUCCACUGCACGAUGCUUGCAACAAGGUCUUGGCAAAAUUCUUGAACUACUCCGUGGGCACUACACCAAAAGAUUACCUCAGAGUUCUUUUUGAGGCUUUACGAAGUUUCCACGACACAUCGUCUGACUUCUACGCUGGAAAAAUCAAGUAUGGCAAGAUCUCAAAACAACAUGGCCAGUUCUGGUAUCCAACUCUCACCACUAAAGCAUUCGUCUACGAUCCGUUCUUCACAUCUCCAGUACUGAAGACAUAUUAUGACAACUUGCCCGAGAUUGGAAAGGACGGAGACGAAAGAGAGGAUUCCGCAGUCUGCUACAUGAAAACAACCUCUAAACCAGACCCAUUCCGCAAGCUUCCGCCAGAGCUCCUCAUGAUGAUCCUCAUGCAUCUUCCCGCGCAAUCAAUACGUCAACUCAAGCUUGCCAGCAUCGCAAUAGUACAACUUCAAUUGCCAGAUAGCUUUUGGAAACAGAAACUCAAGCGUGACAUGCCUUGGCUUUGGGACUUCCCAGGCCAAGGUACGGAACAAACGCGGAAGGACUUGGAUUGGUUGCAGAUUUACAAGGACAUUUACAUCGGAAGCAAAGGCAAUGGGAAGAGCCCGUUCUUCAAUCUUACCAAUCGGAAUAGGAUAUGGAGGAUCUCCGAGCAAAUCGCACCUCGCUUUGUGAAGUGCCAGGAUGAAUGGAAAAUUGCUCAAGAGAGGGAAAGGGAAAAACUACCCGCUUUGACAAGCGAAAAGGAACGGAGACUCUGGCCGCGCCUGGACUGGCUCUGA
This is a messenger RNA of Penicillium subrubescens, 1113 nucleotides long. RefSeq lists its product as uncharacterized. NCBI's taxonomy places the organism in Eukaryota, Fungi, Ascomycota, Eurotiomycetes, Eurotiales, Aspergillaceae. Gene Ontology annotation, molecular function: protein binding. The record is from RefSeq and is a predicted model, not a curated record. The coding region runs from base 1 to 1113 and encodes 370 amino acids. The transcript has 3 exons.